Molecule: messenger RNA, 798 nt
Organism: Lactuca saligna
Lineage: Eukaryota; Viridiplantae; Streptophyta; Magnoliopsida; Asterales; Asteraceae
Source: the annotation of a GenBank genome assembly
AUGGACAUCACUUUUGGGGGUGAACGUGCUAAAAUUCUGAAUGGAGGUCACGAUCUUUCACUUUCACUCGACCAAUACUCUGGAUCGGGUUUCCAGUCCAAGCACGAGUACCUGUUUGGAAGGUUCGACAUGCAACUCAAACUAAUACCUGGCAAUUCUGCUGGCACUGUCACCACAUUCUACGUAAACGAUGGGGAUAUAGGGCAUAAUGGGGGAUACGACUCCUUAAUCAAUCGACUUCUUCAAUCGACUUCUUCAACAUGGCUUCUUCGUCUCGAUCCUCCAACUCAUGCUCAAGAUCAAAAAUUUCCAAGUCAAAAAGCACAAUUGAUAAGGCACAUCCUUGUGAUUGUGGGUUUCCUUCUCGCAUCUGGAUAUCAACAACAAAGGCAAAUCCUGAUGAAGGAUCCAAAGGAUAAAUGUGAUUUCUGGGAAUGGGUUGAUGAUGAUGAAGAAAUUAUAACCAAGAACGAGAAUAAGAAAGAUGAAGAACAUGAUUUCAAUACUGAAGUGAAGAUUGCAAUAUUGGAACAUGAUUUCAGUGAGUACAAGAUGAAGACUGAUAAGGAAUGUAAGAGUUUUAGAAAGGAAUUGGAUAAAAUGAAAUGUUUAGUGUUGAUGUUUGUUGUUUUGUUUGUAGUGAAGUACAUGAUUUAGUGUUAAGUUUAUUAUGUAAGGAAAAUGUACUUUGAAAUUAUCAGGAUAUGUAUCUUCAAAGUAGUUGCAUUGUACUCAUGUAAAAUGGUUACGAAGUGGGAAUGAAAAGAAGGUAUUUGUGAAGACUGAUACACAUAGAAG